ACACUAUAUUCAAAACGUGUAUUGUUUUGAAACUUCCUUUUCCUGAAAUCUAUUGACUAUAAAGUGAUUGCAGUCAUGAAAAAGAUAACAAAGAAAGUCCGCGUCCGCAAAGUGGCGCCGUUGCCCACAGCUGUGGCCGCAAAGACUGCAAAGGACACUAAGAAAACAGUGGACCCAUUGAUCCAAAAGAAGCCGAAGAACUUUGGCAUCGGUGGUGACAUCCAACCGAAGCGUGAUUUGACACGAUUUUUCCGUUGGCCGCGAUAUAUACGCGUUCAGAGACAGAGAGCUAUUCUCUUGCAAAGACUGAAGAUUCCGCCGACGAUUAAUCAGUUUAGAAGUGGUUUUCUCGAUCGACAAACAGCCACUCAACUGUUCCGUCUUUUGGACAAAUAUCGUCCCGAAUCUAAAAAAGCUAAAAAAGAUCGUCUGAAGAAAGAGGCGGAAAACAAAGCGGCCGGUAAAGAGUCGGCACCUUCUAAGAGACCGCCAGUUCUCCGAUUCGGUGUGAAUACAAUCACAACACUUGUUGAGAAAAAGAAGGCACAAUUGGUUGCCAUCGCUGCUGAUGUCGAGCCAAUAGAGUUAGUAUUGCAUUUGCCAUCACUUUGUCGAAAAAUGGGAGUUCCGUAUUGUGUAGUUCGUGGCGGUCGAUCACGUCUCGGACACGUUACUCGAAGGAAGGGAACAACUGCAGUGGCCUUCACUAAUGUUAAUCCCGAAGAUAAAGUGAGUCUUACAAAACUGGUAGAAGUGGUCAAAACCAACUUUAAUGAUCGCUUUGAUGAGAUCCGUCGUCAAUGGGGUGGCGGUAUAUUGGGUGCAAAGUCACGCGCGAAGAUAUCAAAGCUGGAAAAGGCUAAGCAAAGAGAGUUGGGACAACUGCAGAGUGCCGGCGGACCAAUUGUUUAAUACAUAAUUGAUUUAAAAAAAUAUGUUUUGAUUAUUAUUUGAUCCAAUAAUAAAUUCUUGAUUAU
Oppia nitens is the source of this 977-nucleotide messenger RNA. RefSeq names its product 60S ribosomal protein L7a-like (gene RpL7A). Bases 76 to 912 code for a protein of 278 amino acids. NCBI's taxonomy places the organism in Eukaryota, Metazoa, Arthropoda, Arachnida, Sarcoptiformes, Oppiidae. The transcript is spliced from 5 exons. The record is from RefSeq and is a predicted model, not a curated record.